UAAGAAGAGAAAAGACUCUCAAGCAGAGCUGCAUAUAAAACAAAGCAAACGUUUAAUUUAUUUGAGUUAAAUUUUGGGUAAAAAGGUUUUCAACAUUGCUUGUAUUGAAUGGCUUCAGCUACUCCACAGGGAGCAAAACUGCUCUACGGUUUGAGAAAAUCGAACAAAUUCGCCAAAGGCUUGGGCGCCCUACUACCGCCUGCGUACAAAAAGUUUUGGAAUGAAUGGAAAAAUCAGCAGCCCGCUGCAGUGCACUACGUACCAAAGGAUGGGAUGUUCCAGCGAGAAGAUAUUACGGGGCUCGUGACACCUAUUCAGAACGUGCCAUUACCAUUAAUCGAUACACCGGAGUCGCAUGACGGCAUCUGGGGUGGUGAAGCAGUUAUCAAGGGCUUUCAAAAACGCAACCAGUACAAACGACGUGUUCCGCACUUCUGGGUACCCGUAUUGCGUCGAUCCGUCGUACACAGUCGGGUGUUAAACGAGUAUAUGGCGGUGACGGUCACCGAUAGGACGCUUGAUCAGAUUCACGAUCAUCACGGAUUCGAUCACUAUCUGCUAAAGACACCCGCUUGUGAUUUGCGCUCUAUGUUGGCGAUUAAGUUGAAGAAGAAAAUUCUGGAAGAACUCGCGGCUGGCUGUCCAAAGUUAGCGGCGGAACCGACCAAGCAACAGGAGUACCUUAAAGAGUUCGCUUGUUACCUGGAACAGUACACAGCCGAGGAGAUCGAGUGGUACGGCCUCACGUACACGGAAGCGAUUAUAAAGAUGAAGCAUCUUUCCGAGGAUAAAGACGCAUUGCUACCGAAAAAGCUACUGUUCCGCCAGAAGCUGAUUGAUCAACUGAAAGAAGCAGGCAUCCGGGAAGCACAAGAGGGCGAGACAGACGGUGACGAAGGACUAAAAAGGCUCAAGGAUCCAAACACGUCUUCGUGGCUAUCAAAUCUGAGCUUUAAGCCAAAGAACUGGUAGGCAGUUCCGCUUUAUGGCAUCCAGAAAGAACGCAAGGGUAAUGUGUCUAGUGUUACGUAGGGUUUGAUCCAAUUGAAAUUUGCGAUAUCGAUAGUCAACUGCCUGCACUGCCAGCCAGGAGAUAAAUAAAACA
Messenger RNA from Anopheles nili, 1105 nucleotides. It is a transcript of the gene mRpL28, whose product is annotated as 39S ribosomal protein L28, mitochondrial. NCBI's taxonomy places the organism in Eukaryota, Metazoa, Arthropoda, Insecta, Diptera, Culicidae. Bases 109 to 972 code for a protein of 287 amino acids. The transcript is spliced from 3 exons. The record is from RefSeq and is a predicted model, not a curated record. Gene Ontology annotation, molecular function: structural constituent of ribosome. Gene Ontology annotation, cellular component: mitochondrial large ribosomal subunit.